This is a messenger RNA of Lucilia sericata (common green bottle fly), 1227 nucleotides long. RefSeq names its product ras-related protein Rab-14 (gene Rab14). Gene Ontology annotation, molecular function: GTP binding; GTPase activity. The coding region runs from base 273 to 920 and encodes 215 amino acids. The transcript has 4 exons. NCBI's taxonomy places the organism in Eukaryota, Metazoa, Arthropoda, Insecta, Diptera, Calliphoridae. The record is from RefSeq and is a predicted model, not a curated record. Gene Ontology annotation, cellular component: trans-Golgi network; phagocytic vesicle; recycling endosome. Gene Ontology annotation, biological process: phagosome maturation; Golgi to endosome transport; endocytic recycling.
GAGUUGCAAAAAAAUAACAACCAUAUACAAGAAAAAAACACACACAGAAAAAUUCAGAAGUUAAAGGAAAAAAAUUGUGAAAAAUUGCUUAAAACUCAACAAAAAAUUAAUAAAAAUUUAAAAAAUCUAAAGAAAACACAUAAAGGUGUAAAAAAAUACACAAAUUUGUGUAAAAAACUAAAAAGUUUUAUAAAUUUUCCAGCAUUUUGGCAGAAAUUAACACGUAAUUUAACUUUACUUUUGUAUAUAUUGUAUGCACUAUAAAUCCCACAAUGUCUUCGGCGCCAUAUAACUACAAUUACAUAUUCAAAUACAUCAUAAUUGGUGAUAUGGGUGUGGGAAAAUCAUGUAUUUUGCAUCAAUUUACGGAAAAGAAAUUUAUGGCCAAUUGUCCUCAUACCAUUGGUGUUGAAUUUGGUACACGCAUUAUUGAGGUCGAUGAUAAGAAAAUAAAAUUACAAAUCUGGGAUACCGCCGGUCAAGAACGUUUUAGGGCUGUGACUCGCUCUUACUAUAGAGGUGCUGCUGGUGCUCUUAUGGUCUACGACAUAACCAGACGAUCAACAUACAAUCAUCUUAGCAGCUGGCUAACGGACACACGCAACUUAACCAAUCCGAAUACUGUGAUUUUCUUAAUUGGUAAUAAAUCAGAUUUGGAAAGUACACGAGAGGUGACCUACGAGGAGGCUGAAGAAUUUGCCAAAGAAAAUGGUUUAAUGUUUUUGGAAGCUAGUGCCAUGACAGGGCAAAAUGUGGAGGAAGCCUUUUUAGAAACUGCUCGUAAAAUCUAUCAGAAUAUUCAGGAGGGUCGUUUGGAUCUCAAUGCUUCGGAAUCGGGUGUACAGCAUCGUCCCUCUCAACCCGGACGGACCUCAUUAACAAAUGAGACACCCAACAAUAAAGAUCAGUGCUCAUGUUAAACAUGUGUUUAUAUAUAUAUUUUUAAUAAUUGUUUUUUUUUUUUCUUUAAACAACAUUUAUUAUUAUAUAUAUAUAUUUUUUUUUAAUUAUUUACUAAACAUUUUUUGUAAAUUAUGUUUCUUUUAUAUUUUUCUCACACUCUUUAUUAGCUUACCCUUCUUUUUUCCCUUCUACCCCUGAACUUACUUUCUACGAUUAUAUUUGUAUUGAACAAAAUAGCUGUUUAUUAUUAAAUUAUAUUAAAAUAAGUAUAAAAUUUAUAAUGAAUAAUAAUAAAAAAAAAACAUACGUAUAUUUAAAACAAAA